Rana temporaria (common frog) is the source of this 1451-nucleotide messenger RNA. RefSeq lists its product as uncharacterized. Gene Ontology annotation, cellular component: nucleus; transcription regulator complex. Gene Ontology annotation, biological process: regulation of transcription by RNA polymerase II. Lineage: Eukaryota; Metazoa; Chordata; Amphibia; Anura; Ranidae. The transcript is spliced from 4 exons. Bases 60 to 1166 code for a protein of 368 amino acids. The record is from RefSeq and is a predicted model, not a curated record.
AUCAGCGUUUUAAAAAAAAAAACAGGAAGCACAUCAUCAUUCAUUAGCAUACCUGGGACAUGACACAGGAAGUACUAGGGAUAGAGGAAAGAGGAGAAGACAGCAUGGCGGCCAGAGAUAUCUCCCACGAGGCCAUUAUAGCCCUGGUGCAUGCCCGACCGGAGUUAUGGGACCCAGAAUGCCCUGGAUAUGCCGACAGAGUGUUGAAGAGGUCAAAGUGGGAGGAAGUGUACAAAUUUGUAACACCGAACUGGGACGAAAUGUCUGCAACUGAUCAAGAUAACCGAGGGAAGGAGGUUUAUACAAGGUGGAGAUCCCUACGCGACCGCUACAAGAAAGAAGUAAACGAAGAGAAGUCUGCGGAGCGAAGCGGAGCACCCUCAACUCGCCGUAGGGCUAACCCCCAUGCAGAGGCAUUGUCUUUCUUGAGGCGCACCACCGAGAUGCGUGCAACUGUCUCAAGUGUUCCUGCAAGAGCCAUCGCAAGGCGUGCAAGUUCAUCACCAGAAAAUAAUACUGAGACCAGCCAGGAAACCAUUCCAGAGACAGUUUCAUCUCAAGAUUAUCAAGAACCUCCAGAACCGCAGGGAAAUCUUGACAAGAGAGCACGAUCUUCUUCCACCACUCGUCGACCACGCCAACAAGAGACACCUUUUGAGGAUUAUUUUAAUCGUAUUAUUGUAGAAAUGAGAAAACAAUCACAAAAUGAUGCCAAAAAAGAUGAGUUCCUCAACAUCUCAGAUCCCGAUGUCAUUUUUUUGAGAAUGUUACUAUGUGUACUCAGGGAGAUUCCGCCAGAGAAACGCACUGAUGUUAGGGGUGAUAUACAUGCCUAUUUAACGUAUAUAGUGUCCGCAUGCAAAGAGCAACGCCCAUAUCCUAAAUUUCAACCAUGGGCUCUGGGUUUUAAUUCACCUAGUGGCUCUUUGAGUCAGCCAAUGCCCAGUCCUGAAUGCCGUGACACCACACCAGUCAUGAACUCAUAUGCAGGGCCGCCACCAACAUAUACACCCUUCCCAUCUUAUCCUGGUUUUCAGAGAAUGCAUGGGCAGCCCCACCCGGUCAGUUCACCCUCAUCUACACAAUCCGUACAACAUAUAGAUGUUGGCAGUGAACCAAGCCCUUCUACCUUGCGUUCCUCUUACCCAGUGUAUCAGAACUUGUAGUUUUUUCUACUUUUAUUACUGUUUGUUUUUUUUUUAGUUUUUGCUCAUGCAAUGUUUUAUUGAUAUCUUUGCACAAAGUAAUGUUUAGCGGAUGUUCACCCUAAAAACAAAUUUCUAACAUUACAGCUAGCAUACUAAGCACAUCCACUGUAUGUAGGUCUUUGUUUUUGACCGUACCAACCGUGAUAUUGGCAUUUUGUCCAAGGCUUACGGCGUUCCUAUCCUUGGAUUUGAUGAUUGACGGCUUGUGCAACAGUUUUCCUGGCGCACAACGCGCGUCACCAG